UAAAAUCGUCAACAAGAUAAUUGUUUAUUUGUUCCGUCUUUCGAAGGUAAAUGUCAAGAAAAAUGCACGCAAUAUGAUCAUGAGGAUUUCAUUACAAUUUGUGUGAUCAUAACUCUAUCUCUGUUCACUGCCAACAGCUCUUUCGAGGAAUAUACUUAUACUUGUAGCGAUAUGGAUAAUGAUGAUGAUGAUGAUGGGCACAUUCCCUUUAAGAUCUUUUCCCAGUUUCUUUGGACGUUCUAAUGAUCGCUUUCCCGCUGGGAGCGUCUUCCAAGACCUGCAUGACCUUCAGAAGGACAUGGAGGCCAUGUUCCAAAACCUGGAGGAUUUAAACUUCUCAGUUGGCUUUCAUUCCCCACCACUGAUUUAUGGUCAGGUUCCCCCACACAGACAGACUCCAAGAGACAUGAUGCUGAAGGAUUCAUUAGAUGAACCCCGAGUGGAGGCGAGCACCCCUCAGUCUGUCGCGCCCCGAGUGGAGGCUGGCACCCCUAAGUCUGUCACGUGUGAGCCGUGUUCUCUGCAGCGCCUGGCAGCAGAAAAAUCUACCUUCCAACCAACAUUCAACUUUUCUGCAAGAUGGGGAGAUCAAGAUGGACAUUUCUUUUCAAGUGCAACCAGUAGGUCCACUCGGUUCAUCCGCCACCCUGAUGGUAGCACAGAGAAGAUUGACAAGGUGACUGAGAAUGGUCGCACAUGUACCACAGUAACCAGGACUGGAGUGGACGGGGUGACCUCCACCAACACCACCUGUGAUCUGCCUUCACCAGACUCUGGUGGCACCCCUAUGCUACCCCCCAGUCCUGUGACACACAGUGGCCCCUCAGUGCCCCCAAACCUCACUGCUGCUUCUGUCCCAAGGGACCCAGAGCCAGGCAUGUCAGCAGAGGAUACCAGCUUCUUUAAUAAACUCUUCGGAUUCAAAGAGGCAAGUUCUGGCCUGACUACCGGUAAAAGUGUAAAACCAUAUUGAUGAAUGUAAACACUAUCACCACCGAGUCCAACAGCCACAUUGGGAUGAACACAAUGAACCAGUUCCAGCUAUUAAUUCUACCGUCCAACUUCAGCGUCAGCAAGAUGAUAAAUGCCAGCACCAUGAACCAACAGAACUGAACUUUGUGGACAAACGCCAUUUUAACAGAGUUUGUAUAUUGAUUUCAGAUUAAAUCAGAAUGUUUUCCUUUUGACAUUUC
This is a messenger RNA of Dreissena polymorpha, 1193 nucleotides long. RefSeq lists its product as uncharacterized. The coding region runs from base 179 to 973 and encodes 264 amino acids. NCBI's taxonomy places the organism in Eukaryota, Metazoa, Mollusca, Bivalvia, Myida, Dreissenidae. The record is from RefSeq and is a predicted model, not a curated record. The transcript has 8 exons.